AGGAUCCUGGAGAAAGCCACUUAUCAGCUAGAACUGGUCUAUGGUCUGGAGUUGAAGGUUGACAACCCUGCUACUCACUCCUAUGUCCUUGUUAAUAAGUUACCCACCCUCCCUGGGGCAAAUGUGGGUGGCAGGAGAGAAUUGCCUAAGACAGGUCUCAUCCUGACCCUCCUGGGUAUGAUUUUCGUGAAGGGCAACCGUGCCACUGAGGAAGAGGUCUGGCAGUUUCUCCACAUGCAGGGGAUAUAUCCUGGGAGGAGGCACCUAAUCUUUGGGGAGCCCCGGAAUUUCAUCACCAAAGAGCUAGUUGAGCAAAAUUAUGUGGAGUACCGCCAGGUUCCUGGCAGUGAUCCCCCAACCUAUGAAUUCCUAUGGGGUCCCAGAGCCCAUGAGGAAUCUACUUCCAGGAAAGUCCUGGAAAUUUUAAGUAAAAUCAAAAGUGCCAUUCCUACUUACUAUCCUCAACAGUAUGAGGAGGCUCGAAGUAACCAGGCUGAGAGAGCAGCAAGGGGAGAUGAGGCUGCUAGAUUCCAUGCUGCAAGGAUUCCCUCCCACGCCCAACCUAGCAGCUCUUCCCACAUUUAGCUAGCCCUUGGUGAUAGCUGUCACUGUGCUCAAGAACAGCCAGACAGUCUUCUGAGUAGUGGGGCAUUUAUGAGUAGGUGGGAAUACACUAAGACAAUACCCUUUGUUAUGCAUGGGAAAAGUAUACAUACCUUUCUUUGUUACAUUGUUAAUAUUCCUGUAACUGAAGAUUAGUUUGUUUCCUAUAUGCUUCUUAAUCUAAUAUCUGCCACGUUUAUUUCUCUUUGUCAAGGGUAAGAUAUUUGGGGUUUUAAGGUUAUUGGAUAAGCUUCAUAAAUUUCUUCUCAGUAAAUGUAAAACAAGACAUGGGAAAAGAUUUCAAAGAAUGUGAUGUGCUAAAAUUGGUAAAACAAAGUAAAGUGGUCAGUUCAUCCAUGUCAUUCUUGGUUUUGUCUUUAAUUCACAAUUAUAAUAGAAAUAAACUUGGUUUCAUUACCUUA
Mastomys coucha (southern multimammate mouse) is the source of this 1025-nucleotide messenger RNA. RefSeq names its product melanoma-associated antigen B1-like. The annotation marks the transcript as partial. The record is from RefSeq and is a predicted model, not a curated record. Gene Ontology annotation, cellular component: nucleus. The transcript has a single exon. NCBI's taxonomy places the organism in Eukaryota, Metazoa, Chordata, Mammalia, Rodentia, Muridae. Gene Ontology annotation, biological process: negative regulation of transcription by RNA polymerase II.